Messenger RNA from Saccharomyces paradoxus, 816 nucleotides. RefSeq names its product nicotinamide-nucleotide adenylyltransferase (gene POF1). The coding region runs from base 1 to 816 and encodes 271 amino acids. Gene Ontology annotation, cellular component: cytoplasm; nucleus. The transcript has a single exon. Lineage: Eukaryota; Fungi; Ascomycota; Saccharomycetes; Saccharomycetales; Saccharomycetaceae. The record is from RefSeq and is a predicted model, not a curated record. Gene Ontology annotation, molecular function: ATP hydrolysis activity; nicotinamide-nucleotide adenylyltransferase activity.
AUGAAAGCUGAAGGCAGCACGAGUGCCAGCAAUCAAAAUAUGAAAAAGUCGUUCGAGCAGUUUCGAAAAGGAAAUUCAUUAUUCCAGGUUAUCAAAGGACCUCAGCAUCUGGAAUGCCAGAAGUUAUUUGUUCUUGACUCUUCAUUCAAUCCACCACACCUGGCCCAUUUCCAGUUACUAUCCCAAACUAUUAAAAAUUUCAAAUUGAGGGACACCCGUUCCCAUGUCUUAUUACUUUUAGCGGUGAACAAUGCAGACAAAUUACCUAAGCCUGCAUCAUUUCCAACUCGUUUGGAAAUGAUGUGCUUAUUUGCUGACUACCUUCAGGAGAAGCUCCCUCAAUCUGUGGUAUCUGUCGGGUUGACUGUCUUUUCGAAAUUUAUCGACAAAGACAAAGUUUUACAUGAGCAGUUUACUAAAGGAUACAAUACAAAUAUAGGCUACUUAGUUGGGUUUGAUACAAUUGCUAGGAUCUUUGAUGAAAAAUAUUACCACCCCUUACAAAUCAGUGAUGUAAUGGAGAGCUUCAUGUCGGGAUGUCAAUUGUAUUGCUUGGCGAGGGGCGAUUGCCACCUCAGUGCUGAAUCGCAAUUAAAAUAUGCUAGUGACAUCCUUGAAGGAAAGUUUGAACCAGUUAUACCAAAAGAAUGGGGGGCUAGGAUUCAUGUCAUGCAAAAUGAUUAUCCAGCGUUAAGAAAUGUUUCAUCAUCUGAGAUUAGAAACAAACUGAAAAAUGGGCAAGUGAAGGUUUUAGAGGACGAGUUACCACCAUGCAUAUAUGAUUAUUUGAUCAAGAAUAAGACAAUAUUUGAUUAA